Messenger RNA from Phaedon cochleariae (mustard beetle), 3745 nucleotides. NCBI's taxonomy places the organism in Eukaryota, Metazoa, Arthropoda, Insecta, Coleoptera, Chrysomelidae. The record is from the annotation of a GenBank genome assembly.
AUUACGAACAAGGUUCCUGAUUCAUCCCAGUGUUAGUGUACCCAUGUUUAUUUGUAGUCAUCAUAAAUAUCGACGAGGCAAUAAUCCAAUCGAAUCAUGGAAGAUAUAGCAUUGCGUGAAUACUCCAACAACUUGACCCGAUUUCGAGAAAACUUAGAUUUGAGUUUAGAUACAGUGUUUUCUCACCCAAAUUUUGAGCAGCCAGUUACCGAACAGCCGCAGCCAAUAAUAGGCAGAGACUUUACUGGAACAAGAAGACCUAUACCAGUUGCAGUGAUCGAUCGAAACAUCACAAGAACUUUCUCACCUUUGUCUGGUCUGGAUUUUUUAGAUGAUGUCAACCAGUUGAUCAUCCAACAAAACAUAGAAUUAGCUGACUUAAUGGAAAAUAGGUCUUCUGGUAACAGAUAUGCUGUGAAAGUCCCAAGAGGAGACACAAUAUACUAUGCCACAGAAAGCUCAGGCAGAUUCCAAAAAUCAUGUUGUGGAUCUGGAAGGAGUUUCAGUAUGAGGUUAUAUGAUAAAUCACAACAAGAAGCCCUUAUUUUUGACAGACGCCUGGCUUGUGGUAGUUGCACAUUUUGGUGUUAUUUACAGAGGAUGCAGAUUUGGUUACCAUCUGGAGAACUAGUAGGAGCUGUUUUUCAAAAAACCUCUUUUAGAAUGAAAUCACUUUUCAAUGUCUACAACACACAUGAUGAACUGAUUUACAGGAUAGAAGGCCCAAGUUCUUUUGGAUGUUUGAUUGGUAAAGCAGAUAACUUCCAGAUUUACAAUUUUGAUGGCUCCAUGCAAAUUGGUAGUAUCAUAUACCAGUGGGAUCAAAUUCAAGUGUCUUACAACAUAUUACUUCAAAUGCCAAGCAAUAUAAGGAAUAACAAGUAUAAAGCCCUAUUAUUGGGAGCUGCCUUUCUUCUGGAAUAUAUGUAUUUUGAAAGUUCCAAAAACAAGUCAAGGUGCCUGUGUUCAUGUUGAGUGAGUGAUACAGUGAGAAAAACUUUUAUUAUGGAUCAAUGAAAUGAAACUAUGUUUUCUUGUUUUAUUCAUGUAUUGUAAUUGCUUGUAGGACCAUAGCUACAAAUAAACUUUUAAAACUAUCAAAAUAUCAAGUUGAAAUAAGUUAACGUAAACAACAAAAAUGUACAGAGUUUAUAUAUAAAAUAUUGAUACUAAAUUACAUAAAAAUACAACAAACCCGGAUUAUAUAAAAAUUGAUUGAAUAUUUUUCCCAUGAAGGUUGAUCAAAAUAUCAUUUAGUUUUCUUUUAUUUACAUUAUUAAAUAAAUGUACAGGUAGGUGAAUGAAUACCAAAUGACCAAAACGUAAGAUUUUGAUUAUUAGCAAAUGGCGUUCUAUUUCCAUUAAAAUUCUUCAUGUAGCAUUUAUUGAAACAGGCAAAUUUGAAACAAAUAGAGGAUUCAUAGGUGAAAACAUUGCAUGUCUCAUGUUAGAGAAUUUAUGAAUGUUCAACCAAUGAUUUAGAUUCUCUUAUUGUAUUUUUCAAAAUGAAUCAGGGUGUGGCUGGUGAACUGGUAAUACCUCAUUUAAAAAAUACCAUUUUGGUCACUUUCUUUGAUCAAUUACUUCACUUAUACCGGGUGUAAAGUUGUUUAAAGCCGUUGGAGCUGAAUUGUAAAAUUAUAAAAUUAGAUAGGCAGGUAUUUAGUGAGUUACUUUUUCAGAUUUAUGAUAAAAUUGGAAAUAUUGAAAAGUCAAUAUAAUCCAGUUAAUUCAAAACAUGAUUCAUAAAUGUAGUAGUAAGUCUAUAAUGAGUUUGUGACUAUUUGGAAUGCGAUAUGAUUUCAAUUACAAAAAAUUCCAUGAAUUGUUUCACUUUUUGACAUGAUCCAAAUACCAGAGUUAUUUUGUACAAAUAAUAAUUUAAUAUUAUAAAUAAACGUUACAUCAAGGUAAUAUAAUACAACUAUCUUAUAAUUUAUAACAAACUGGACAGAAUGAUUCAAAAUGGACAGGAAAAGGUCUAGUAUUUUAUUCUGUUGACUGAAAGUGACAAUUGAAGAUUUUUAAAUGAUAAACAAUUAGGUAUUUUCUAGUUAUACCUUACCAUAGCCAUAGUGGUUGAAUCAUUUAUCAUUUACUUCAAUUUCAGUCAGUGGACGACUAAACCUCAAACUCGCUGAGCAAAUUAACCACAGAGACUAGAUCAUAUUGCGUUCUUUCAAAGAAAAAUUUUUGAUGGAAUGUUCCAGUGAUAAAAGUGCGAAAAACUGAAUUGAUGCAGCCAAUUUUCCACAUUAUCUUAGCUGCAAGUUCAUCUUGGAAUGUCAGUUCUCAUUAGUCCGUCAUAGAAGAGACGGGAAUCAUUGAUUGGUUCGGAUUUCACUAUUUUGGACCUUUAAUUUUGGAGUAGUGUUUGACAAAUUUCACAAAAACUCAUUUUAUAUAUCACCGCACCGAUUUCAAUGAACGAAAAAAAUCGAAAUAGAAUAAUUAUAAAUAUCACAGUUACUAGCACAUAACUGAGUUGUUAAGAAUACUGCAAAAUCAAUUCUCCUACAACCCAAACUUACUUAUUUUCAUUUCAUUGAACAGAUACCAUCUAAAAAUGUGGUUAUUGAAACAGUUUGAAGACAAUAACUAUAUGUGGAGUAGCACUCGAGGUUCAGAGCAAUUUGAGAAUUUGUCCACAAAUGAACUAUCAACGUAUCCUAUCUCCUAUUAAAUUCGUAAUAUUGCAGCUAAGUUUGUAGGCUGUAUCAGUAAGUUUUCAAGCCAAACUAAAAAAUGGGCGUCAAAUCGAAGUACUACUAUUGUGGCUAUUUUGUUAUUCUUAACACUACUGUUUUUUUGUUUUCUAGAGACACACAGAAUUAGAUAAAUACACUUGUCAUAAGCUACAUUUUCUCCUAAUACAGAUACAUAAUUUCUAUUUAUUCUGCACGCAAAAAAUAUGUAUUAAAAUUCACAUAGAACCAAAUUGCUCUGUGUACACUAAUUAUAUCACAGAAAGAAAUGCUUAAAGUAAAAAAAGAUAUUCGAUAGGGUAAACUGGACAACAUAAUUAUGUGCAAAUUUUUUCCCAUAUUUGCUCAUUGUUCUUUAAGAUUCGUUCCAUACUGACUGUUAAUCUUGUUGGGUAGUAUAUUGCCAAGUUUCCCUAUAGAUCUUCAGGGGUAAUCAUGUUUCAUGAGACUGAUCAUCUUCCCUGAUCUUCCUUUUUUCUUCAUCUUAUCGGUCAUUCUCAAGACUUACAUAACAACCUCUUCAAUCUGUACCAACUUUUAGGAGGUAGAUAUCUGGCUGAACUUAAGUGCUUGCGUAACAGAGCGAAAAUAUAACGUGUAUAUAAUUAAUAAUCAUGAUUCCAUAAGGUUACAAUGAGAGAACGGGUAAAAAAUUAUAUCUUCUCGUCAAAAAAAUAAUCUGAGUCUCAUUGUAACUUUGAUAACAUGAAGGCAUUGAGGUGUGGAAGAUUGCAAUAAAAUAAUUUGACAGAAACAAGCGGAGUGCUCGCCUUUUUUUUUGGAAGUGCAAUUAACUGAGAAUACGUGAUAUUUUUGUUUAUACGAAAAUGGCAAGGAUGAUUAACUAUGCCAUGUAUUGAUGGACGGCACAUUAUACAAUUUGUGACGCAAACACGGCUAAUGGCAAUAGGUAGGGUGGACUUGGGACUAAUGGGGGUGGAUGGUCGAUGUUCUUUUUUGGUUCUAUUUGGCCUUAGAACUCGUUCGGUUGCCCACUGUGUUCAAACCGUUUCCACGUGAUCGAGAUCUUGACAAUGUAU